Trichobilharzia regenti is the source of this 804-nucleotide messenger RNA. The record is from the annotation of a GenBank genome assembly. NCBI's taxonomy places the organism in Eukaryota, Metazoa, Platyhelminthes, Trematoda, Strigeidida, Schistosomatidae.
CGUUUGUCUACCUAAACAACCAAUCAGAUGACUGCGCUUGUCUAUAAUAAUGUAGUUGAAAGAUGUAUAAAUACGUGUUGAUUUUCAUAAUAAAACGAUCUGUUGCCUGGCCCUUGUCUUCUGUUGUUACAUUUGGUGUCGCUGCCUACCGACAAAUGAAAAGCCUAUACCCUGCAGUUUUUGAUGGAGACAUAUGGAUCUUCGGGCAGGACUUCAAGGCUUCUGCGCAGUUGAGAGGCGUUCAAGAUCUGUCAGCGAUGGAGCUGCUACUUGAGACGCUGCUGGGAGGUCGGGCGAAAGCAGCAUAUGAAGGUGUGGGCCGAAGUAUGGACGAAUGUUCGACAGGGUCAGGCAAACAGUUUCCAAAGUGGGAAGGACCAUAUAUGGUCACUUCGAGAUGGGGUUACGCAGACACAGUCGCAAUGGCGAACAAUGAGAGGCGCGUGAACGUCAGCGAGCUCCAGAAAUGGAUACAGCGAGACAAGCCAACGAUGACGCCUGCACCAAGUAGAUCAAGCCGACUUCAGUCGCACGUAUUUGACGGGGGGACGAGUGUGGUGAGAGCAGGCUGCUAGCCGAUUGGUUGGCACUAAUCUACGUUAAGGUCUAGGUCACUAAUAUGGGCCGUGAGAAAAUAUGAACAAGCCUGAGUCAACAACCAAUCACAGCAAAGUUAACGUGGCAGAAUAUGAUUCGCAGAGAGAACUCUAUUUGUCAAGGAAUCCCGAAACAACCAAUCAGAAGCCUGCGUUUGUCUACCUAAACAACCAAUCAGAUGACUGCGCUUGUCUAUAAUAAUGUAGU